Pyricularia oryzae 70-15 is the source of this 993-nucleotide messenger RNA. Its product is annotated as 50S ribosomal protein L11. Gene Ontology annotation, cellular component: ribosome; mitochondrial large ribosomal subunit. Lineage: Eukaryota; Fungi; Ascomycota; Sordariomycetes; Magnaporthales; Pyriculariaceae. The transcript is spliced from 2 exons. The record is from RefSeq and is a predicted model, not a curated record. Bases 207 to 680 code for a protein of 157 amino acids. Gene Ontology annotation, molecular function: large ribosomal subunit rRNA binding; structural constituent of ribosome. Gene Ontology annotation, biological process: translation.
AAUUUUUUUGGCUUCAUGAGAAUUGAUGGGCUGAUGAAUGCCGAAUCUUCAACAAGCGAGCCGAUUUCCGAACACUUCAUAAGAACGAAACUCGAACCCCACCUGUUCACGACGAGUCCUUAGAGACAAGUAUCUCUCAAAAGGCUACAUCGGCACUACAAACCCACUUUUGGGCGAAUUAUCCGCCCAGGCAGAGACGCGUUACAAUGUCCAAGGCACGCGCCGCCGCCGGAGGCGCAGACCAAAUCGUUAAGCUCCUCGUCGGAGCCGGCCAGGCGAGCCCCAGUCCUCCCGUCGGUCCAGCACUGGGAAGCAAAGGUGUCAAAUCAAUGGACUUUUGCAAGGAAUUCAACGCCAGGACGGCACAUAUCAUCACGGGCACCCCAACGCCUGUGCGCGUCGUCGUCCGACCAGACCGAACCUUUUCUUUUGAUAUCCGGACACCUCAGACCUCAUGGUUGCUGCUCAACGCCGCUGAUGCUCCAAUGGGGCGCAAGGGCAAGAGGAAGGGAACCGGUUUGGCAGGGAAAGAGACUGUAGGCACAGUCAGCCUCAAACACAUCUAUGAGAUUGCCAAAAUCAAGCAGACGGAGAUGAGGUUAUCAGGCCAUUCGCUAGAAGGCCUUUGCAAGUCCAUCAUAUAUCAGUGCAAGUCUAUUGGCGUAGAGGUUAAGCCUUGAGAUCUGGCGCUUUUAUGCGGCUUGACAGGAUAGCUAUUUUGCUGGGCCAAUUUUGUAUUAUAUUGUAACAAUUUGGCUAAUUGUCACCAUUAUUCCAUUUCACACAUGGUUCUCUUCUGGGCUCCAUUGUAUCAUGUGUACAAUUUGUUCUGAAUUCGGAUCGUUGGAAACCAUGUAUUUAAGGUACUCUAGUCAGUGAGACGGUAUGGACGCCAUCAAGGCGGUAGCUGUUGACGGAAAGGUUUUUUUAUAUACUGUAUUUUAUUUAUGUAAAAAAAAAAAAAAAAAAAUCCUUGUCUCCAGGUUGUACGAG